CUUCACUCGCAGCUCCUCAUAUCAACUUGGCUUUCCCCCUCUCUUCCCUUUAGUUUCGAGGUCGCCUGACCUCGCUAGACGUUUGUGAAUUUCAUGUAGACAAUUGUUCUCAUAUUCAUAUCGGAUACGCACAUUCCGUCCACUCACUUUCCCAAGUUCAAAGUCGCCGCUGGCGCACUUCAUACUGCACCAUGCUUCUACGGAUAGCGCUGUUUUUUGUGGUCGCGUUUCUGGCGCUGCUAGUCGUUGGCGCAGAAGACUAUUACAAGCUACUGGGUCUUGAGAAGGAUGCCUCAGAGCGCCAGAUCAAGAAAGCAUACCGAAAUCUGAGUAAGAAAUAUCACCCUGAUAAGAACCCUGGCAACGAAGAAGCAAACCAGAAAUUCGUUGAGAUUGCCGAAGCCUACGAAGUCCUCAUCGAGAAAGAAACACGCAAGAUAUAUGACCAAUACGGUCAUGAGGGCAUUCAACAGCACAAACAAGGUGGUGGACCUCGCCAGCAUCACGAUCCCUUUGACCUCUUCUCGCGCUUCUUUGGUGGUUCCGGACAUUUUGGACACCAUGGCGGGGAGCGACGAGGGCCGAACAUGGAGGUCAAGGUAUCCAUUCCUCUACGUGACUUUUACAAUGGCCGUAAGACGGAGUUCACGAUCGAGAAGCAAGCAAUCUGCUCGGCCUGUGAGGGAUCAGGUUCAGAAGAUGGACACGUAGAGACCUGUGGCACAUGUGGUGGACGAGGUGUUCGCAUACAACGACAACAACUUGCACCGGGACUCUUCCAGCAAGUCCAGGUACAUUGCGACCAAUGUCACGGCAAAGGCAAGACAAUCAAGCACCCAUGUCCGGUCUGCAGCGGUAGUAGAGUUAUCCGUGAAUCCGAGACGCACCAACUCGAGAUUGAGAAGGGCAUGCCCAAUGGCGUACGCAUCACCUAUGAGAAUGAAGCAGACGAGAGCCCGGACUACGUCGCUGGAGACCUUAUCGUCCACCUCGCCGAAGCCGAUCCUGCAUUCGGACAACAAGAGCACGAGCGCACGGAUGGUACUUUCUUCAGAAGACGGGGUAAGGACCUCUUCUGGCGCGAGGUUCUGUCUCUCCGAGAAGCAUGGAUGGGUGACUGGACCCGCAACGUUACGCAUCUUGAUGGCCAUAUUGUCCAGCUCUCGCGCAAACGUGGUGAAGUUGUCCAGCCCAACCUGGUUGAAAUCAUCAAGGAAGAAGGUAUGCCAAUCUGGCACCAACAGCUGGAAAACAACGAGGGUCUGCAAUAUGGUGACCUGCACGUCGAGUACGUAGUCGUCCUGCCCGACCAGAUGGACAAGGGCAUGGAAAAGGACUUUUGGAGCGUCUGGGAGAAGUACAGGAAGAAGAGUGGUGUUAGCAUUGAUGCUGAGCUUGGUAGGCCGCAGGAGCCGAUUAAGAUGCCAGAGCCUGAUGCGCAUGAUGAGCUGUAGGUGUGAAAGGAGAGAGUUUUGUAUGAAUUGACGCGCGAAUACCCGUUAGUGGAAUGAAGAUGGUGUGUGGAGUUGGGGAGUCAGUCUUCUGUGAGAUCAAUGAGCAUAGGAAAAGGGAAAUUUAUAGAUGGGUUUUCUUAGCUCUUGGAUUUUCUUGGCAUAGAUGGCAAGAUUAUGCAGUAGUACUAUGUGUAAGGUGUUCUUGUUUUGCUUCGUGUGUGUGUGUGUGUGUGUG
This is a messenger RNA of Bipolaris sorokiniana ND90Pr, 1689 nucleotides long. RefSeq lists its product as uncharacterized. Gene Ontology annotation, biological process: protein refolding. NCBI's taxonomy places the organism in Eukaryota, Fungi, Ascomycota, Dothideomycetes, Pleosporales, Pleosporaceae. The coding region runs from base 192 to 1454 and encodes 420 amino acids. The record is from RefSeq and is a predicted model, not a curated record. Gene Ontology annotation, molecular function: Hsp70 protein binding. Gene Ontology annotation, cellular component: cytoplasm. The transcript is spliced from 3 exons.